This is a messenger RNA of Stegodyphus dumicola, 3652 nucleotides long. RefSeq names its product acetylcholinesterase-like. Gene Ontology annotation, molecular function: acetylcholinesterase activity. Gene Ontology annotation, cellular component: plasma membrane. Gene Ontology annotation, biological process: acetylcholine catabolic process; choline metabolic process. Lineage: Eukaryota; Metazoa; Arthropoda; Arachnida; Araneae; Eresidae. The record is from RefSeq and is a predicted model, not a curated record.
CAGACAAAUUUGACUUCUCGAGUCUGAACGUGGGGCUUUGCCAUCUCGGCGAUCUCAAAUUUAUCGUCACCCUUCUCCCCCCGGCCGUUAGGAGGGGAGUGAGCUUCCUCUCUCACGUGACAUGAGGUUCCGGAACUCAGUACCUUCUACCGCAGGCACGCCUGUUGUCUUUAAACGCUGUAUGUUAUAGUAGAAUAAAACUUCGCUGCCCAAUGAAUACGGACCACAGCCACAUCGUGACACGUCACGCCAUCUUGCUGCUCUUCGUACUGACUUACUUCGCAGAAUGCCGUUCAACUCGCGGUGCCGACGACGAAUCGCUAAUCGUGCAUACGUCCAAAGGCCCAGUCAGAGGUGUUACUAUGCUGAGCGGCCAUGGCAAGGAAGUGGAUGCCUUUUUAGGAAUACCCUAUGCGAAACCUCCUGUAGGGAAAUACAGGUUUCGGCAUCCAAAGCCCAUUGAUCCAUGGAAAGACGUCCUGAAUGCCACAGAAGCUCCAAAUUCUUGCGUGCAGAUCAAUGAUACCCAAUUCGGUGAAUUCAAAGGUUCGACCAUGUGGAACGCCAACAGCCCUCUUAGCGAAGAUUGCCUUACAGUCAGCGUCUGGGUUCCAAACCCCCGACCAGAAAGUGCUGCUGUAUUGGUUUGGUUCUAUGGUGGUGGCUUUUACAGUGGUACAACAACACUAGAUGUCUACGAUCCAAAAAUUCUUUGCUCCGAGGAAGAGAUCAUCAUCGUCUCAAUCAACUACAGAGUGGCCUCUCUAGGGUUCCUUUACUUCGAUCGACCAGACGUUCCAGGGAAUGCUGGUAUGUUUGAUCAACUCAUGGGACUGGAAUGGAUUCGAGACAACAUCGGCUAUUUUGGUGGUAACCCUCAUAACGUAACACUCUUUGGAGAAAGCGCCGGAGCUGUCAGCGUCGGUCUGCAUCUGCUGUCCCCACUAAGUAGAAAUUUAUUUAGUCAAGCAAUUAUGCAAAGUGGGUCAGCCACGUCACCUUGGGGCAUCAUGGACAGGAAAGAAAAUAUGCGAAGGGGCUUGCUGCUAGCAGAGGCUCUCAAGUGCCCUCAUGAUUCAGACAACAUGGACGCUGUUGUUGAUUGCCUGUUGAGAAAAGAUCCCUUCGAAAUGGUUAGUAAUGAAUGGGGUAAUUACGGAGUGGUUGAAUUUCCCUUCGCCCCUGUAGUGGAUGGUGCUUUUCUGGACGAGACUCCUGCACAAUCACUAGCCACCAAAAAUUUCAAGAAGACCAAUAUCAUGACUGGGAGUAAUUCUGAGGAAGGUACUUACUUCAUUGUGUAUUAUCUGACAGACUACUUUAAGAAUCAGGAGGAUGUAUACAUAAAUAGGCAAGAAUUUAUCCAUGCUGUGAAAGAACUCAAUCCUUAUGUUGGAGAACUGGCACAAGAGGCGAUCAUCUUCCAGUAUACAGACUGGGAGAAUCCUUACGACACUAUCAAGAACAGAGACGCUAUCGAUAAAAUUGUAGGUGAUUAUCAGUUCACCUGCAGCGUGAAUGAGAUUGCACUGAGAUAUGCAGAGACAGGGAAUGAUGUGUACAUGUACUUUUUCUCUCAUCGCUCCAGCAUCCACCUGUGGCCGCGCUGGAUGGGUGUGAUGCAUGCGGACGAGAUCAAUUUCAUUUUCGGCGAACCUCUAAACCCUACUUUUGGUUAUACCAAAGCAGAAGAGCAGCUCAGCCGGAGAAUGAUGCGGUAUUGGGCAAAUUUUGCCAAAACUGGAAACCCUAGUCAAAGCCCAGAUGGAGAAUAUGAAACAGUCUAUUGGCCUGUUCACACAGCCACCAGUCGCGAAUACUUAACACUAGCGGUGAACUCCACCGAAAUUGGUCGGGCGCACAGAGCCAAAGAGUGUGCCUUUUGGCAUGAAUAUUUACCAAAGCUAAUCAGUUAUACAGAUGCUCGAAAUACUGAAUGCACCAGGAUCAGCGGAGCAAUGCAGAUAUAUGCAAAUUAUGUUUACGUGUUGGCUUUCUUGAUCAUUGUAUUCCUUCGGUUGACGUAAGUUUGAAGACAGAUGGCCGAAGCUUAGCUGAAGACUCUCGACUAAACUUAUUUGUUUGAAGAAAACGACAUUAACAAUUAAUAGAAGAGAUGAGAAUUUAUUGAAGUUCAAAUGGCGAACUGCCAUUGCGGCUGUGAUUAAACUGACGCCUGUUGACGCUGGGCCGGAUUACAUAUUCGCCGAUCUUUCUCACGCGGAGCGGAGUGAAAUAGUCCUUGAAUUAAUUCGGGAAAUGUUGCAGGAAAUGAGUGACAACUAUGUAAUGAAGCUGGAGCAGCUUACGGGACUGUUUCCUAAGUUCGACUUGAAAAUGAUUUGUGCGGUGCUGCAUUUUUAUCGCAUAAUUCGGCCCUGUGUUGACAAUGGUAAAAGAAUCAUUUCUUCUGGUGCGUCUACUUGGUUAAGGGAACUAAACUGCGGUUGGCGAUAUAUGAUAUUCGAGAACUAAGCAUUUUUAUUACUGUUAAUGUUUUCAAAGACUGAGAACUCAUCAAAUGCAGGAAAUGUAUCUUGUAAUUAAUGACAGGGUGGUUAUGUUUUAUUCUUCAGAUCCAAAUUUAGGCAGUAAAAAGGGGAGACCAAUUUAGUCAUAAUAGUUUUCAAGUCGUUAGUUGCCCUUCAAUUAAUAUUUUGAACUAAAACGAAAAAAAAUUAUUCUACUAGAUUAAAUUCCUAAGACGUCAUAUAUUUUAAACUCAAAUCUUUCCUAAUGUUGCUGCACAUGGUGAAAUUAUAUCAAGGUGCAAUUCGGGUUUAUGAAUUUAUCAAUGAAUUAAUUAAAUUCCAGUAAAGUUGAUUUUAUGCAAAUCUUAUCAUAUUUAUUGCUGUAUUUAUUCUGUUGUACAUUUUUAUUCAUUUUAUGUGAAUAGAUAUGUUAUAGAACAUUAAAUAUGUUUAGAUUUCUGUAAUACAAAGUGUGAAGCAGGAGAUGGUGCAGGUAAAGUAAUGUUAAGUCUACGCUAUGUAAGCUCAGAAACAAGCAUCAUUCUGAAACGUAAUAUAUCUCAAUAGAAAGUUAAGUAAAUGAUGAAAUCUGCAGCUAAAUUUUUCCUAAUUAUUUCUCGCUUAUACCAACAGUAAUAUGGUCCACAUUCAAUAUUUUUCUAAUCUUUUUAAACAAGGUGGCAGUAAAAUUUUAUCCAAACAUGUAUAAUAUUUCUUUCUGUAGACUUGGUAAAUAAAGCAAGUGUACGAUGUUUUGGUGCGUUCUUCUACGCUUUAAUAACCAAAAAUAUUUCUUUUUUUUUUUUUCGUCCAGAGAGCUAUUCUGUUUCUUACUUCUAUUCUCAGUUUUUUUAAGGAUAAAAAUCAAAAUUUAAAUUAUAAAAACAGCAUAGUUGUAUGUUUACAAGAUAUUGCUUAGUUUGUUUGCAAGAGAUUUUAGAAUGGUUAAGAAAUACAUUUUAAAUUUUUUUUUUAAGAGAAAUGGAAGGGAAUCUACUUUUAAUCUAAUUUUUGUUUUUCUUAAAUCUCAAAAGAUAUCAAAGAAAUUUAAUCGCUUAAUUUUCUGUUUUUCUAAAUUUACUAAAUUGUUUUGGUUGAAAACGAAAAGAAAUUCUAUUCUUUGUAGUUUAAUUUCCUUUCUUGUUUCUUUCCAUUCUCUAAAUCUCAUUUCAUUUAUAAUC